CUCACUCGUAUUCUUACUCCAUUUAGCAUCAUCAGUGUGGCCUUCGACACAAUAGCAUACGUCCACUGUCCACAUUGAUCAGUGGCGUGGGUGUAUGCCAAAGUAUCAUAUAUUAUAAUACAGUUUGUUCAACGCCUCUUCGACAAAAAUGACCUCGACUGCAAGCCAACUGGAACAAAGCCUAAGGGGACUUCAGAUCUCAGAGUCUGACUCGCAAGCAAAGUCUACCACAGUGCAAUGGGUGCCCUCCAAAUACAGCUCAGACGUAUCUCAGUACGUUCUCCUAAGGCCUCCCCGGCCUCCAUGCGGCAAUCGUCGGCUGUUUGGGUUUCCUAUUGUCAAGAGGGAACUUUGGAAUAUGGGGACCAUUGCUUUUCACCAUGUUCGGCCAGGCAAAACUUUACCAGACAACAAUGCCUACAUCGCCAUGAAUUCCCUUACAUUUCUCAAGGUAUAUCUCGGUCUUCACCUUUGUACUUUGGCGUUCGGAAAGGUGGUCGGAGACUCGAAGAAUAUCCCAUCAGAGUGCAUGUCGUUGGGAGACGUGCUAUUGUUAGUAUUGUGGAGGGAUACAGAAUCCGAGUCGAUCUGUCCAACACCAAGUCAAGUGCAAUCCUUGGAGUUGAAGCUUAGGCGCUCACCGGGAUGGUGGGUAGAAGUCCCACAAUUUUAUGAAUAGUGCGC
Messenger RNA from Suillus discolor, 684 nucleotides. RefSeq lists its product as uncharacterized. The annotation marks the transcript as partial. The transcript is spliced from 4 exons. NCBI's taxonomy places the organism in Eukaryota, Fungi, Basidiomycota, Agaricomycetes, Boletales, Suillaceae. The record is from RefSeq and is a predicted model, not a curated record.